Molecule: messenger RNA, 1266 nt
Organism: Brachypodium distachyon (stiff brome)
Lineage: Eukaryota; Viridiplantae; Streptophyta; Magnoliopsida; Poales; Poaceae
Product: splicing factor 3A subunit 2
Exons: 7
Coding region: 64-1026 (320 amino acids)
Biological process (GO): spliceosomal complex assembly
Cellular component (GO): U2 snRNP; catalytic step 2 spliceosome; nucleus
Molecular function (GO): nucleic acid binding; zinc ion binding
Source: RefSeq, a predicted model, not a curated record
AAAAGAUAACAAGAGGGUCUCUAACCCGACAGUCGAGAGAGGCGGCCAAGCCGAGCAGACGCCAUGGAUCGCGAGUGGGGCUCGAAGCCAGGCAGCGGCGGCGCGGCCUCCGCCCAGAAUGAGGCCAUCGACCGGCGGGAGCGCCUCCGGCGCCUCGCCCUCGAGACCAUCGACCUUGCCAAGGACCCCUACUUCAUGCGCAACCAUCUCGGCAGCUACGAGUGCAAACUUUGCCUGACGCUGCACAACAACGAGGGGAACUACCUGGCGCACACGCAGGGGAAGCGGCACCAGACGAAUCUCGCCAAGCGCGCCGCUCGCGAGGCCAAGGACGCGCCGGCGCAGCCCCAGCCUAACAAGCGCAAGCUCGCGCCCCGCAAGUCUGUUAAGAUUGGUAGACCUGGGUAUACAGUGACCAAACAAUAUGAUCCUGACACGAAGCAGCACUCGUUUCUUUUUGAGAUCGAGUACCCUGAAAUUGAAGAUAAUAUCAAGCCAAGGCACCGUUUCAUGGCAUCGUAUGAGCAGAAAAUUGAAUCUUGGGAUAAGAGGUACCAGUAUCUACUUUUCGCAGCGGACCCCUAUGAAAUCAUUAGCUUUAAGAUACCAAGCACAGAGAUUGACAAAUCAGCAGAUAAGUUUUUCUCAUAUUGGGAUCCAGACAAGAAGUCAUACAUUUUGCAACUAUACUUCAAGCCGAGACCACCAGAGGCUAACAGACAGCCAGCAGCUCCUGGGACUGUCCCAAAUGGGACAGGUGGUCCUCCUGGUCCUCCGCCGAGGCCGCCAUCCCAGCCACAGGCUCCGCCACCCCCUCCACCUAAUGCACCUAUAGGGAUGCCCCCUAGGAUCCCACUGCCACCAAUGAGCGGUCUUCAACCUCCACCCCCGCCACCUCCGAUGGCAAAUGGUCCUCCACGGUCAAUACCACCUCCGCCUCCUGCUGGUGGUGCAAUGGCUAACUUCACUCCUGGAGCUCCCCCACCACGUCCUCCGAUGCAAGGCUUUCCUGGGCCUCAGCAGUAGGUGACUUGAGGGACAACAACCAAGAUCAGGCAACCUAUAUUAAACACAGGCUUUACCGCCCUUUUGAUCCAAACCAGCAUGUUGCCAUAUGCAUGACAUGGUAAUCGAGACAUCAAUAUACUGUAACCUUGUUGAAUUAUUCCAGCAAAGUAUUUUAUUUGAUUAUGUUUUAUCUCGUUGGAUCUUUGUUUUAAAAAUGUCAUUUCAUAAUGGAUCUAUGGUUGUUGCUGAACCUGUGAA